Molecule: messenger RNA, 4233 nt
Organism: Zasmidium cellare ATCC 36951
Lineage: Eukaryota; Fungi; Ascomycota; Dothideomycetes; Mycosphaerellales; Mycosphaerellaceae
Exons: 2
Coding region: 1-4233 (1410 amino acids)
Biological process (GO): positive regulation of transcription by RNA polymerase II; DNA damage checkpoint signaling
Cellular component (GO): nucleus
Molecular function (GO): histone binding
Source: RefSeq, a predicted model, not a curated record
AUGGCGUCGCACGACCCCGACAGCGUCGCCACGGUCCCCUCUCAGGUCUUGGGGCUGCUGCAAGAUUUCAUGCAGACGCAUUGGGAGCAACCUAAUCGCGUCGCAAACGCGCAACACAGCGAUGAGCAGCCCGCCUCGAACAACGAGAAAUCCGCGACAGUGCCUGAGUCCGCCGAGCGAUCGUGUCCGUCCCCGCCGACAGCUACGACCAAGCCGCCUAGUCUUCGGACUUCAAAGUCGGCACCUGAUAUGGAGAUCUCCCCAGAAAACGAUAUGACCAAGGCGCCCAUGAUGCUUAACAGGGCGCAGUCUUACCAAUUCGGUGGAGAUUUUGGCGGGGAUACACAGGAAUUGACUUCGCAAGAGCUGCGAGAGUCGAUAUCGAUAUCGAUGAGUAGGCCCAUUGAGACGCCUGGGACGGCCCAGAGGACCCAGAAAGAGGGCGACAAUGGCUAUAUCAAUCUAGAGUCAGAGUGGGACAUACAGGGAUUUGAGGAGGACUUUCUCCGUGACGAGACGCAGACAGAGAGGCCAGCACCUACCACACCGGCAUGGUCGAAGGAUAGGGAUGCGGAGAUGCCGACGACAACAAAGAAGACUCCCCACUAUUCCCAAUUCUUUGGGGCGGCCAAUCCUGUCAUGACUGCCUCCCAGCUCAUAGAUCAGACUCAGCAGGCAUCGUCCCCACCGGUCGAUCGCACAUAUUCGGACCCGAUAGACCAUCGUCCCUCUCCUGGCGAGCGUUCUUCGCCAUCCAUGGUAUGGUUUUCGAACUCCUCGCCCGACCUGGGGAGAACUAUUCGGCCGUCCACUGCACCGGGCGAACCUCGAGCUUUCUACAGAAGUAUGCAAGAAUCCCAGGCGUUACGAACAUCUCGAGCAGCUUUCCAGUCCCCUGGUCGGCCUGAGAGUGUUGGGGAUGACGACGAGAUUGAAGAGGAGCCUUUCAACACGAAGCGCAGGAAGAUACGGCGAGCGCUGAGUGACAAUGCCUUGCGCGUUACGGCGCCUGCGAGGCCAGGCUCACGGCGCUCUUGGAAGAAAGGGAGCCGUCAAUCCAUGAUAGACCUGACCACUCCAGCGCCAGCGAAGCGCCAGCGCGUGAAGUUCGAGGACUUAAAAGAGCAAGAUGAAAACACCGAGCAUUUCGAGAGCCUGGAAGAGGAAGCCGAAGAGCCGCUGCACGACGAGGAAUACGUCGCGACUCCUCUUGGGAGUGUACAAGAUGACGAAUAUGACGAAUUCAGCCAGAACAUUGUCAGCCAGGCAAAUGAGCCGCAGGACGAUGCUUCAACAGUUGCAAGCCUUGAUCCAAUUGAUCAAGAAAUGGACGAGCAGCCACCUGAGGAAGUUGAGGAAGAGGGGACAAGGCUCCAAGAACGAAGUACACAAAGAUCGACCAUUGCAGACUCGCAGCAGGACUUAGCUCCUCCAGCCAUUAUUCGACACGUUCAACAUUCAUCAACCACUUCGUUUGUUCCCGGGUCACAACAUGCUGGUAAGACAAGCGAAGAUCAAGCCCUCCUUGCAUUGUCUCAGCGUCGAAAUCGAGUCGCCGCGUCUCAGGUGGACCGCGAGGACUCGAAUGGUGCCGAGAAGUUACCAAGCUCCCCACCACUGCUCCGAGUUAGCAGCACGCUUCCUGAAGACUCUGUCGAGGCUUCUCUGGCUCGUCAGGAUAUGCUUGAGAAGUUCAAGUCCUCUACUGUACCGGGCGAGAUUCCUGAGAGCGAUUUGGCCGAGAAUGAGGCCUCGAGACUCGAGGUUGCUGUUGUCGAGAAUGGGAACGAGGAUACUCAGGACACAGCGCGAGACGGUGCUCCCUUUUCGACCGCUAGAACACAUGUCUCUGGAUCUGUAGAGUCGCCGGCACGUAGAUCUGUCGUGCCGUCCCCUCGCAAGCCGUCUCAAAGCCAGCGAAGCCAUUUGACCGAUCCUUCGCCUCGAAAGCUUGCAGGUGUACGUCGAUUCGCUGACUUUGCCACCAAUGGGACGUCAACGAACGGCAGUUUCGAUAUCGAGGCCGAUGUCGACGAUGUUAUGCUGGGUGUCAUCACGGAAGAAGAUCAGCAAGUCUGGGAUAGAACGUCAGGUCUGUCUGAUCUCCCAAGAAUGAACAAGCGACGGAAACUCGAUAAAAGCGGCUCUUCAAGGACUACUUCAACCAAUUCAAACGUCGCGCAGGACAAUCAUUCUGUUCUGGUGGAGGAGAGCGUGGAUGAGCAGGCGAAUGGUGUCAUUGCUGAAUCCGAGCCUGACAUCCCACGGCCAGAGUCACCGCCUGUGGCAUUGAGAGACAGCCCUAACAAGGCCAACGAAAUGCUGCCGCCGGAGAACAAAGGCAAAUUGAAGGCUGCUCCAGAUGAUGUUGUUUCCGAGAGCGUCAUGCUGCGCGAGAAGGCCGGCUCAGACGCUGUGUCUCAGCUUGUGCGUGCAAGAGGCACUGCUGCCGCCAAGAAAGCCAAACAAGUCACAUAUGGUCGUUCAUCGAGACGGAAGUCAAGCCGUGCGAAGAGUAUCACUGCGGAUGAAGAUGUCAUUGAAGAAGACCAAACCUCAACGAAAGCAACAUCUGCAAUGGACCACGGUAUGGACCAGUCUCUUGACGCCGGUGUGGAAGAGCCACAUGCUGCCGUCGAGCAGUCAAUUUUGUCCAUGGACGUUGGUGCUCCCCACGACUUAGCAGUCAACCGGGGCCAGCAGCCUUCAAACAAUCUUUCGAGGGACGACAUGACUGCUCUCAAUCUCAAUCCGAAGCGGGUAUUUGCGCUCUUCAAGGGUGCACCAUUGGCUUUCUAUCCUGCUACGUGGAUGGGAUCAUCGCCUGAUAGUGCCACUUUCAAGAUUCGCUUUGACGAUGGUGCUGAGACGAACAUUGAGACCCAACACGUGAAGACACUCGACCUUCGAAUUGAUGACAGCAUCAAAGUCAAUGUUCCUGGCCUGCGAAACAAAACUUGGCGAAUCGCCGGUUUUGGCGGCCCAGCCCAGACUCGUGAGGAGCGCGGGUUUGCCACGGAUGCGAAUGGGCAUAUUCGAGUCAAGAUUCAAGCCAAGAGUAGCCGAAAUAGCCUUUCAAAUGAUGCCUCAUCUGAAGCUGCUGGGGAUGCGGACGACGUCCGAGAAGUUCUCGUUGAACACAUCUACCUCACGAACACGAUGUGGCCAUCAUUCGCUGAUCGUCAGUUCACCCCACCAGCGAAGAUUAGAGCAGAUCGUGCGCAGACACCAUUAGCACAUGAGGGCACGCCAGAAAGCGAGCCUCCUCCAUCACGAUCUCGUCGUGCCAUUGUUCCUACGGCCAAGGCCAAAGGAUCUGGUCUGAGGCUUUCACAUCUCCGGGACACCUCUACCUCAUCUUCACGGAGUGCCAACAGCACAGGCAUCUUCAGCGGCAUGGCCUUCGCAGUCACGUACGUCUCAAACGAUGCACAGAAAGCCGACGUCACUCGCCUCAUUGGUCGCCACGGUGGCAUGAUACUCGAUGGCGGGUUCGAAGAGCUCUUUGAGCUUCCAAACAUUGGUGAAGCUUCGACGGAGCCUUCAAAAGAGGCCCCUCAGAAAAAGGCUGAUGAGCCAGAGACAGGUCUGCGUCUGAAGCCUGAAUACAAGGACCUUGGCUUCGUUGCACUCAUCGCCGACAAGCACAGCCGUCGUGCCAAGUAUAUGCAAGCUCUUGCUCUCGGACUGCCGACUCUCUCUGGUCGCUGGAUCAUCGACUCGCUGGACCCCUCGAAGAACAAAUCGACAGGCACAGUCGACCCCCUUCCUUGGGAGAGGUUCCUACUCGCAGCAGGUGAGAGCGCUUACCUCGGGGGCGCUGUGCGGUCGCGCACGCUCCAGCCUUACGAAAUCGCCUCCGCUGAGCUGAGCGCUACGAUUUCCACUCGCGCGCUCCUCCUGGACGGUGAGAACGUCCUCAUCGUAGCGCCAAAGAAGGACAAAGCGGGCUGGGAGAAGCGCCGAACGUACGCGUUCCUCACCCUUGCGCUGGGUGCAGGUGAAGUGAAGCGCGUGUACGAUCUGGGUGAGGCAAAGGCGCUAAUCGAGGAGGAUCCUACCUCACCCAAGUGGCUCUACGUGGAGGGUUCUGUAGCGAAGGCGAAGGAUGCGCUACUUCACACGGCUGGGAAGAAGAGGAAGCGCUCGGAAGCGCUGGACAAGGGAAAUGUGAGGAUCGUGGAUGAUGAGUUCGUCGUGCAGAGUCUUAUCUUAGGAGCGCUGCAUGAGUAG